CGCCCCUUCAUAUUGCAGCAUGGAGGUGGAAUGUAGCACAUUUCAGCUCUGCCUGCAGUGAUGCAAAAUGCCUAUUGUUGAGAAGCUGAAAGAGGCCCUGAAACAAGGGAGGAAGGACUCGACUGAUGAGGGUGACCUCAGCAAGUUGCUGGCCUCCUCGGCAAAAAAGGUGCUACUGCAGAAGAUCGAGUUUGAGCCGGCUAGCAGGAGCUUCUCGUACCAACUUGAGGGGCUAAAGAGCAAGUAUGUGAUUGUGAACCCAAAGGUGGAGGCCAUAGGAGAACAGAGGGCUCAGGAGUCCUUGCAGGUUCGCAAGCCAGCUCCGAACAGUGUGCCAGGCGUGCUUAACGAUGGCAUACCAGCCCCUCAGAAAAUGCUGUUUCCUGGGAACAAGCUCUCCAUGCGCUGGGAGCGUGUCUACAGGGUUGGGGCUGGCCUCUUAAAUCUUGGAAAUACCUGCUUCCUGAACUCCACGGUUCAGUGUCUCACCUACACCCCACCCCUGGCCAACUACCUGCUCUCCAAGGAACACAGCCGUGUUUGCCGCCAAACAGACUUCUGUAUGAUAUGUGUAAUGCAAAACCACAUCAUCCAAGCCUUUGCCAAUACGGGAAAUGCCAUCAAGCCUGUCUCCUUCAUCCGAGACUUAAAAAAAAUUGCUCAUCACUUCCGUUUUGGGAACCAGGAGGAUGCCCACGAGUUUCUCCGGUACACCAUUGAUGCUAUGCAGAAGGCAUGCCUCAAUGGCUAUACCAAGCUGGACAGGCAGACUCAAGCUACCACACUGGUACAUCAGAUAUUUGGAGGUUACCUCAGGUCACGAGUUAAGUGCUCCGUUUGUAAAAGUGUCUCAGACACCUACGACCCUUACCUGGACAUUGCUCUCGAGAUCCGGCAAGCAUCAAAUAUUGUCCGGGCGCUUGAGCUGUUCAUCAAGGCAGAUGUGCUGAGUGGAGACAAUGCAUACAUGUGUGCAAGGUGCAAGAAGAAAGUGCCUGCAACAAAACGGUUUACAGUACACAGGGCAUCCAAUAUACUGACACUGUCACUGAAGCGCUUUGCCAACUUCAGAGGGGGAAAGAUAACCAAGGAUGUGAGCUACCCAGAGUUCCUAAACAUCCGGCCUUUCAUGUCACAGAACACAGGUGAUCCUGUCAUGUAUGGUCUGUAUGCUGUACUGGUGCAUUCUGGGUACAGCUGUCAUGCUGGCCAUUACUACUGCUACAUUAAGGCCAGCAACGGUCAGUGGUACCAAAUGAACGAUUCUAUGGUACAUUGUAGCAACAUCAAAGUAGUGCUCAAUCAACAGGCAUAUGUCCUCUUCUAUAUGAGAAUCUGUGAAACUAAGAAGACUGUUGACCUGCCUAUUGAAAAACAAGGCAUUUUGUAUUCUGGGAAGAACAGUGCAACUCCGGAGCUACUAAAGAAGGUCACUCUCACUGGACCAAAGCCUUCUUCACAGGUGACCAAGAAGCUGGAGUCAUCCAAAUUACAGAAGGUUUCACUGUUGGACACUGGGCUAGGGACUCCCAUUCCCAGAAGUGUCCACAAGCUGACCAAUGGCACAUCUCCAAUUCUGCUUAGUGGACCCACACUUAUCCCAGGGCCACUCAAAAAAGUGAAGAAGGCCCUACCGCAACAAGAGACGCAUGGAAGAACCCUUGCUGCCUCCAAUGGCUUGGACCGGACAAAUCACACAGACAAGAGAAGGGGGCAAGAGGGGAAGGGUCUUGCGGCAUCUACCUCAUUGAAGUCACUCUCAGAGUCCUCCAGUGAUUCGUCAGAGUCUAAGCACCUCGGCAGCCCUCGGAGUGCACCCCUUGCAGAGACUGGAUCAAAUACUCCCCGUAGUGGAGGGAACAGGACCGCGUCACCCAGCCAUGCCCUGGAAGGUGCUAAGGCUGUGGAGUAUAGAGCCUUGGAUGAACAGAAGGCAACCCAGUUAAAACCUCCAUCCCUCUCAAACAUGGCCAGUGAACCUACCAAUGCCACAUCUCCACCUCCUGCCAAGAAGCUGGCACUGUCUGCCAAAAAGGCCAUGUGGAGUGGGAGUCCGAGCAACAGUGACGCUCUGCUCUCCCCCUGUGACUUCACACAUCCUAAUCAACCACCCUCCUGCAGUUCUGCCCCUUCAAAUCACAAACCCAGGAUUAUUUCAUUUAUUUCGCCCAAAUCACCUUCUCCACCCAUUGCCUUCUCUACACCCUCAGUGCAAACCAACGGCUUCCAUUCUUGUCCCACUCAAACCAGUUGUCCAUCAAGGUCGCUGAGUACGUGCCCUGUGGAGGUUAAAAAGGGAAUCUUCCCAGAGCCAACUUGCCCUGGAUUAAAGAGGGAGAAGAAAAAGACCAAACAUAAGAAUUGUCACUCGGAGGCAGGCAGCAAGUGCCAGCCACGAGCAAUGGAGCUGAAUCCCCCAGAGCAGACUGUGCCUUCCUCUGAAGAAAGGAGGAGGAGGAAGAAGAAGAAGAAAAAGAGGCGAAGGGAAGAAGACUGCUUUCCUGUGAUGACACCGGAGUGUGUAGUGUCGCACCUUCAACCAGUGUCUCCCCAGGAUGAGACCUUGUGCAAAAACAAGACCUGGACUGUCACCCCUGACCACAGGGAGUUGUUGCAGCAGCAGACGCAGCUCCGUUCUGUGCAGCUGGCCCGUUGUCAUGGAGAGCAGACAGUUCUUCUGAGUAAGAAGAAGAAGAGGAGGAGGAAGAGUUUUGAUGGGCUAGAAGACCUAUCGACUCCUUCAGCUUCAAAAAGACGAGCAAUUGCAGAAGCUGCAACUGGGACAGAUGUGAUAAACUUGAAACAGGGGAGGAAGAAGAAGCUGAAGCAGAAGACUAAUUCCACCAGUGACCCAGAAUGGUCUGCUGGUGUAGACCCACCUACUCAGAUGAGUUCUGUGGAGUCAGAGGUAUCAACUGGCUGCAAUAAAGCGCAAGUAUUUGUAUGGGACAGCCAUAUCCAGGACGGUUACAAGCGCUCUCAGGUACCCCAAGCCAAUGAGAAGGGUUUUAAAGAGACCCCUUUGCCCACCUCGACGGUCUGGGAUGGCAAAAGGACCAGCAGCGUGGUGGAGGAACUGCUGAAGAACUCGACAGACAAAGCAUAUGGAGCCCACGUUCUUACAUGGGACGGGGAGCUUUCUGCUAUCAGCCGUGAUGCCAUAGCAGAUGCACGUUGUGCCAAGGAUGACACUGUGAUUGAUGAGUGGGAUGAGGACUUUGACAGGGGGAAGUUGAAGAAAGUAAAGAAGUACAAGAAAGAGAGGAGUCGUCGCCGCAACGUCUUUCAAAUGGUACAGGAUCGGAGGAACAUGUGGUCUGUAACUUCUGGAGGAAAGAAAAGCUGCCUUGGAUACCGCCACUAAGCCUGAAACCUACGAAGCUUUGAAGAAGUUUGCCUACUCCCCAUCCUACGCCUUGAAGAAUAUCAGAAUGUGACUAGGCCUUCUCCAUGGCUUCCAGUAUCUGUUCAGUUGAGGUGCUUUUGCCAGGGGAACAACCAGCAUCAGUUGGACUUUCUGACCAUUUCAUUAUUACUGGGAUGCCAGCAGUCCCAUGAAAUUACCUCCCCCCCAUUCAUCAUCUAUAGUUUCUAUGAUGAGUAAAUCAACUCUGUAAUCUGAUACAUGUGCCUGCUAUUCCUUCAAAUUACUCAAGGUGAUCUUUAACAAGGCAGUUUUGUUUCCUCGCAUAGUUUUUAACUAAAGACAAUUUCUCAUUUCAAUGGAUAUCUCAACUUUUGCUCAUUCAUAACUUAUGAGUUAUGAGCAUCUUUCAGUUUUUAAUUGAAGGUGCGCCACAGGGCAUGUGAAACUUUGUGUUUUUUCAGUCCUCCCAGCCCACUGGUCAGUCACCUGCUCUCAUUGGUUUAUGAAUUCUGUGGGAAUUUUGUGUUCUGCAUCUGCAGGGGGAAACGUCAGUGAAUAGAUUUGCGAAGCCUUAAAUGUGUUGCAAUACACUCUGCGUCUGUGUUUGCUUGUAGAUUGGGGAAGGGAGAUGUCAGGUGGGGGCAUACUAGGAUGUUAAGCCACUGGAUUGAAUGUAUUAUUCCCUGAUGGCUUACCGGUAUCUACCAGUUGGCAAGAAGCUCACAAAAAUCAGCCGAUGACGUGAUUUAUACAAGGGUUGCGGACGUGGAAUUUGGGUGUAGUGAAAGACCCACAGGACCCUUCCCUGUGCCUUUCACCCUUGAGUACUGUUGAGGUCCGUCACAUCACUCUCCAUUUUCCCUGUUCAUCACCUACAAGCCACAGUAUUCUGUGCAGUAAAGUUUCCUUUCUUUUGUAUUCGGUGGAUCUUUAAGGAACUUUUUGUGUGUGUGUUGC
Messenger RNA from Scleropages formosus (Asian bonytongue), 4324 nucleotides. RefSeq names its product ubiquitin carboxyl-terminal hydrolase 36-like. Lineage: Eukaryota; Metazoa; Chordata; Actinopteri; Osteoglossiformes; Osteoglossidae. The record is from RefSeq and is a predicted model, not a curated record. Gene Ontology annotation, molecular function: cysteine-type deubiquitinase activity. Gene Ontology annotation, biological process: regulation of apoptotic process; protein deubiquitination. The transcript has 21 exons. Bases 68 to 3364 code for a protein of 1098 amino acids. Gene Ontology annotation, cellular component: cytosol; nucleus.